AACCCAUUCUUCCGAUGUGUAUAUGUGACACCUAAGAAAUUCGUCAUACAUGAUUUCACAUAGCUCCUCCUGUUCCAAUUGAAAGCCCUAGCAAUCCACAUACCACUUCGAUCCCAAUCUAAUUCAUCCAUUUUCAGGGAAUCGCAAGGGUUUUCAAAGCGGAGAAUCGACCAUGUCUAUGCUUAACAGACUUUUCGGGAAACCUAAGCAGGAAACCAAUGCUUUAACUACUUUAGACAAGUUAAAUGAGACACUGGAGAUGCUAGAGAAGAAGGAGAGUGUACUUCUGAAAAAAGCUGCUGUAGAGGUUGAAAAGGCCAGAGAUUUUACCAGAUCAAAGAACAAAAGGGCGGCUAUACAGUGUUUGAAGAGAAAGAGGUUAUAUGAACAACAAAUAGAACAACUUGGAAAUUUCCAACUGCGUCUUCAUGACCAGAUGAUAAUGUUAGAAGGUGCAAAGGCUACGACUGAGACUGUAGAUGCAUUGAGAACUGGAGCUGCUGCAAUGAAGGCAAUGCAUAAGGCCACGAAUAUAGAUGACGUGGACAAGACCAUGGAUGAGAUCAACGAGCAAACUGAGAACAUGAAACAGAUUCAAGAAGCAUUGUCAACUCCAUUUGGCGCUGCAGCUGAUUUUGACGAGGAUGAACUGGAAGCAGAACUUGAGGAACUUGAAGGUGCUGAAUUGGAGGAACAGCUUCUUCAGCCAGCGACAACAGCUCCUGCAGCUCCAGUGCAAGUCCCAGCAGGUAGUCAGCCAGCCCGUCCUGCUCCACAAAAACGUAUGGCUGAGGAGGAUGAACUUGCUGCCUUACAGGCUGAGAUGGCACUCUAGACAGGAUGCGAAAAUUGGUUGAAGGUCAGCGUUAUUGUAUUAUUGUGGGACUCCUUUCGCAGAUCCAGAUUUCUGUGUGCAUUAAGUGGUGAACGUACAAUGUAUAUAGAGAUUGUAUAAACAAAUUUACACACAAAACUUAUACUCUGUCAUGUGGAGCUUUAAAUUAAGAUUAUGAUCUUUUAUUAUCUACAAUAUAUGCUACUCACCAAAUUAUCUG
Messenger RNA from Tripterygium wilfordii, 1055 nucleotides. RefSeq names its product vacuolar protein sorting-associated protein 32 homolog 2-like. Gene Ontology annotation, cellular component: ESCRT III complex; multivesicular body; cytoplasmic side of plasma membrane. The coding region runs from base 173 to 835 and encodes 220 amino acids. The transcript has 8 exons. Gene Ontology annotation, biological process: vesicle budding from membrane; late endosome to vacuole transport via multivesicular body sorting pathway. NCBI's taxonomy places the organism in Eukaryota, Viridiplantae, Streptophyta, Magnoliopsida, Celastrales, Celastraceae. The record is from RefSeq and is a predicted model, not a curated record.